Asparagus officinalis (garden asparagus) is the source of this 953-nucleotide messenger RNA. RefSeq lists its product as uncharacterized. Bases 111 to 500 code for a protein of 129 amino acids. The record is from RefSeq and is a predicted model, not a curated record. NCBI's taxonomy places the organism in Eukaryota, Viridiplantae, Streptophyta, Magnoliopsida, Asparagales, Asparagaceae. The transcript has 2 exons.
GAGCAACCGGGUCGCUUACCCAAUUACAGAUUCAUCAACUAUCGGGUAAUCGGGUCGACCUUGGGAACCAAAAGGAGCGGGGUCGAGAGCGGGGAGGAGCAGGAAAAAUUAUGUUUGCGACGGCGGCGAGAAUGAUGUCGGCGGCGAGGAAGGGGAAGCCCAAGAUGAAGCCCAUAGAGCCGAGGACGCCACCGGAGCAGACCCAGACUAUAACCAGAGCCAUCUUCGACGUCAUCAAGGAGCAUGGGCCCCUCACCAUCGCCGACGCCUGGGCCCACCUCAAGGAAUCUGGGUUGAGAGGUUUGACAAGCAAAAGACAUAUGAAGAUAUUGUUGAGAUGGAUGAGGGAAAGGCAAAAACUUCGGCUAAUUUGUAACCAUGAAGGACCACACAAGCAAUUUCUCUACACUACUUGGUUUACCAAUCCUAAGGCGAUGCCCCCUCUAAGGCACAGAAAUAACACUGGAUCUUCGGAUAAAAGACCCGGUGGGAACUACUAAUUGCAACGUUGGACUCAAAGAAAGUAUCAGAAAUGAAUCAGAAUCAACCAGUGAUUUUCUUAUCACAAUAGUAUCCAGGGUAUUAUUUUUAAUGUAUAGAUAGAUACACCACCUGAACUUAUAUUUAAUCCUGAUCUCGAAAUGGACUUAUUCUCCCUGUUAUAAUGUACACUAGCGUGUAGCGUGUUGUAUGGAGAUCAUCAUUUCCCAUUGUGGAUGUUGUACAUUUAUCCCUGCAAAGAGGGAGAACUCCAUCUCGAGUGUCAGGGGUCCAAUUUGUAGUAAAAAUUUUAGGAGUAAACAAGCGAUUGAUCUGUUAUAUUACAGAUGGUGUACCUACAAUUAAUCCUUUUUCUUCCUGAGAAAUUCGAGAUUUUCCAGCUUGAAGGCUGCUGUAAAUGAAAGCAAUUAACUUUCUAUCUUGCUAUGCGUUGGGAGGAAUUUGUUAUUACA